Molecule: messenger RNA, 3244 nt
Organism: Pseudonaja textilis
Lineage: Eukaryota; Metazoa; Chordata; Lepidosauria; Squamata; Elapidae
Gene: HEY1
Product: hes related family bHLH transcription factor with YRPW motif 1
Biological process (GO): regulation of DNA-templated transcription
Molecular function (GO): protein dimerization activity; DNA binding
Source: RefSeq, a predicted model, not a curated record
CUCUGACUGCCCACCCCUCCCUCGGGUAAGAGGCGAAGCGUGGGAACGGGAUGGGGGAGACGAAGCCGGAGGGAGCGCGGUGGCGGCUGCAAGGAGCGCACUGAGCUGGCACCGGGGAACCGCCGCCACCCACUCGCUCAUUCACACGGACGGGAAGCGGAACUCUUCCCCCGUCCCAAAACCGUUCUGUUUGGAGUGGUUGUCUGGAGGGUCCGGCAAGCAUGAAGCGGGCGCACCCGGACUACAGCUCCUCCGACAGCGAGCUGGACGAACCCAUCGAAGUGGAGAAGGAGAGCGCGGACGAGAACGGAAAUUUAAGCUCUGCUCCAGGUUCAAUGUCGCCAAACACCACUUCCCAGAUCUUGGCAAGAAAAAGACGUAGAGGCAUUAUUGAGAAGCGUCGCCGAGAUCGGAUCAACAAUAGCCUAUCUGAGUUGAGGAGGCUGGUGCCUAGUGCUUUCGAAAAGCAGGGCUCAGCCAAAUUGGAGAAAGCUGAAAUCUUGCAGAUGACAGUAGAUCAUCUGAAAAUGUUGCACACAGCAGGAGGGAAAGGCUAUUUUGAUGCUCAUGCUCUUGCGAUGGACUACCGGAGCCUAGGUUUUCGCGAGUGCUUGGCUGAAGUAGCCCGCUACCUUAGCAUUAUAGAGGGGCUGGAUAGCUCUGAUCCUCUUCGUGUCCGCCUUGUGUCUCACCUGAAUAAUUACGCCUCUCAGCGGGAAGCGGCAAGCAACUCACACAGUGGGCUCGGACAGAUUCCUUGGGGCGGUGCUUUUGGACAUCACCCUCACAUCUCCCAUCCUUUAUUGCUGCCUCAGAAUGGGCGUACCACUUCAAAUGGUGCAGCGGCUUCCUCAGAAGGCCAUCACCAGAGCAGAAAUGUGCCUCCUCCCCAUGUUGAGUCCUCUUCCUUGAGACUGCCCCCUAAUGGCGCCAUUGGACCAGUGCUCCCUGUGGUCACUUCUGCUUCUAAGCUCUCCCCUCCCUUGCUUUCUUCUAUGGCCUCCUUGUCUGCAUUCCCCUUUUCCUUUGGUUCGUUCCACCUAUUGUCUCCUAAUGCUCUCAGCCCACCUGCCUCAGCACAGUCAGCCGGUCUAGGCAAACCCUACAGACCAUGGGGGACUGAGAUUGGAGCUUUUUAAGAACCAGAGUUGUGUGUGUGUAUGUGUGUGUGUGUGUAUGGGACUGUAUAUAUAUCCAUCUGAACUGUGGAGCUUCCAACUUCAGUUUGAACACUUUUAACAGUUUGGUGUAAAAGGUACAGUUUCAGUUUUAUCAGAAUGUAUCCAAAAAAAAUUUCUCUUCUUUCUUCCCUUCCUCAUCAUUUAUUAUGGCAGACUGAAGGCAGAGGCUUAUCUAAAUCUUUGAAUCAUAUAGAUGUUAAUUUUAAUGAAUUAUGCUGACUACUGUAUUAGUCAUGUUUUCAAAUGAUCCCAUUUGUCUGAAAACACUGGUUUAAAAAAACCCUAGAAUUUCUGUCUAUAUUAUAUAUUAUUUUUCUGUGUCCAGGACAUUAUUUUUCUGUGCCCAGGACUUUAACAUACAGGUUGUUCUGCAUUGUUUGAUUGUAGAUCUGAAAUGUUUUUAAAACAAAAUACUUUGUUAGCGAUGUUCUGACUUCUAUAUUUCUGAACAAAACCAUUGACAAAUCAGAUGAAACCACUGUACUGAUUCCAAAAUACAUGCAUUGUUGGCUUGUUUUAUUUCCCAGUAUAACCCAUACUUUGAGCUUUUUUGUGCUGAAUUAUUCCACUUUUCACGCAAACUAAUUCUUGCAAGAGUCGCAAAAGGGUUGAAAUUUUUAUCCUCUGCCCAUUUUCUGCUUCUGCAGUUAAGGCCAUUAAAUGAAUCAGAUUUGCUGCCUAACUUCAAAUAAUUCAUUUUCCAUUGGAUUUAGUGUGCCUUUUAUUCGGCGAUCUCAGUUGGAAUUAAGAUCACUAAUUUAAUUUGAAACCAUUACAGUUGCUUUCCUAGUUUUUAUAAACAGAAUGUUUGUAACAUUAAAGUUUUUUUUCAGUCUGGGUUUUUGAGAAUGAGACAUGAUGGUGCUGCAUUACCUAAGUCCUAUUUCCCAUUUAUUUAUGAAAAUAUCUUAAUGAGAUACUGCAAUUUACAUUGCUAGAUUCAGCCCAGAAAUCUAAUGGUUAAGGGAUUGGUGACCAGUUAAGUGAACAAUUUAGAUAGCAGCUCACUCCAUGUGAUUAUUUUUAACAUGCUUAUAGAGCAGGACAUGAGUCAUUCCAGUAACCUUUUCCUGUUCUUCCCAAAUUCCUUUUGUUCGUCUCAUACCUUGAAGUCCUACUUAUUGACUCCAAAAACCAAGAUGGUUUGACGAACAGAUGAGAGAUCAGUUACUUGGCUUCUGUCUCACUAGUGUAAAAAUAAAACAUAAUCUCUGUGUUACACUUUGUCAUAAGUAGUCUUGGAUAUAACAAUGGGAACUAUGCAAGGGUACUGUCAUGUUGGGUUCUCUUCAACAUGCAAUUUAUCUCCCUUGGAAAAGAUACAAGGAAAAAAAUAAAGAUUUCCAUUGACAGGUUAGUUCUGCUGGUGAUCAGAGAAAGUUGGUUACCUCAGUUGUAAAUUACAGAACGAAAAAGUUUGAGAGCAUCCUUUGGAAAUUUAGUCAUUCCUGAAAAAAAUAGGAUAGGGCAUAAGGUAUAAUUGGCAAGUUUUGAGAAAGUUGAAGGUUUUCUUUAAUCUCUCAGCAAUUCAGAGCUGAAGCUUUAUUUCAGGACUUCUCAUGUUUAUAGUUUGUGGUUAUUUAUACAUUUAAUGCUCUAUAACAUCUUGAAUUUGAAUUUUUCAGUCCAUAACAAAACUAUACAGGAAAAUGUAACAUAUCCAUUUAAAAGUACAAGCAAAAUGAAUACUGUGAAUAAUUUAAAAGAGAUUAUUUGUAUAAUGGAUCCUUUUCACAUAACCAAAGCUUUUGCAUAAUAAGAAUUUAAGCAUUUUACGUGGGAUCCACAGAGCAGAUGAAUAUUAUUACCAACAACAAAAAUAAUUACUCAAUACUGCAGACUCCUGUUUCUAUACAAAAUGUAUUCACUAAACUUUGGAAAGAGGAGUUAAACAAAAUAAAACUGAGGGUAUUAAAAAUGAUUUCCUCAGUUUGGAAAGGACUGUUGUAUAUAUUUUGGACUGGUUUUAUAUUCUUUAAAGAUGCUCAACAGAGUUUCACCCAGUUGAACUUGAAUACUUUUGUACUUGUGUUGUGCCUAAAUAAAAGAAUAAGAACAAUCAA